Staurois parvus is the source of this 1501-nucleotide messenger RNA. The record is from the annotation of a GenBank genome assembly. NCBI's taxonomy places the organism in Eukaryota, Metazoa, Chordata, Amphibia, Anura, Ranidae.
AUGGACCGUGAAUUUAUUGCUGAGAGACAGAAAGGGCUCCAAAAUUAUCUAAACGUUAUCACCUCCAAUCAUAUAUUGAGUAAUUGUGAAAUUGUAAAAAAGUUCCUCGACCCAAAAUAAUUAUUCUGCAAAUUACACAGAAAUUGCUUUGCAGCAGGUGUCCAUGUUCUUCCGAUCAGAGCCCAAAUACGAAGUGAUGGAGCCCCUUAAAGACAUAGGCUGGAGAUUACGAAAAAGGUAUUUCCUAAUGAGAUGUAAAAAUCAGCCUAAAGAGCAUCUUGUGUUAAGCUGGGCUGAUCUGGGUCCUGACAAAUAUCUACAAGAUAAAGAUUUUCAGUGCGCGAUAAAACUCCUGCCAUCGUGGUCUCAUCCGUAUAUAUACCGUGUGACGUUUGCCACUGCAAAUGAGUCAUCUGCACUUGUGAUUAGACCGUUCAAUGAAAAAAGGACUCUGAAGGAUCUGAUCUAUAAGGCCAAACCAAAAGAUCCCUUUCUGAAGAAAUAUUGUAAUCCAAGGAAAAUUCAGGGCCUUGAGCUUCAGCAAAUCAAAACCUUCGGGCGACAGAUACUAGAGGUACUAAAGUUCUUACAUGACCGGGGUUUCCCAUAUGGUCAUCUCCAUGCCUCCAAUGUAAUGCUGGAAGGAGAGACGUGUCGACUGAUGGACCUGGAGAAUUCUCUUCUUGGACUACCAUCAUUUUACAGAUCGUACUUCUCACAGUUCAGAAAAAUCAAUACAAUAGAAAGUAUUGAUGUGCACUGCUUCGGUCACUUACUGUAUGAGAUGACAUAUGGAAGACCCCCUGAUUCCAUACCCGUUGACCAGUUUCCACCUGCACCGUCCAUGUCAGUGGUGUCUGUUCUGGAGUCCGUCUUGUCCUGUGAGGCCUGUAAAUCUGGCAUGCCUUCCGUGUCCCAGCUCCUUCAGAUGCCGUUAUUCAGUGAUGUGACACUGAUGAAUACUGAGAAACCUCAAUUUAAGAUUCCUACCAAGUUAAAAGAAGCCCUCAAAACAGCCAAAGAAUGUAUGGAGAAGAGACUUGUAGAAGAGCAAAAACUGAUCUACCAGCACAGACGACUGACUCGAGCACAGUCACAUCAUGGGUCAGAGGAGGAAAAGAAAAAGAGGAAAAUUUUGGCAAGAAAAAAGUCAAAACGCACAAACUGCGAUUCUGGAGAGGAGCAGUCAAUGAAAUGCAACAACUCAAACAAUUCAGUAGGCUCUGGAACGAGUUCUCCUCUCACGUCACCAUCAUCUCCUACACCGCCUUCUACAGCAGGCCACAAUCCGAUCUUGCCCCCCCCCCCCCCCCCCCCGCCGCCACCGCCACCACCACCUGCGCCUCUCCCUCCUCCAAGCAAGGAUGUGCCAACGCAGUCGGUCACCCCCACAGUGAAUGGUACAGACCGCGGAGCCUUACUUAAUUCCAUUAAAAGCUUCAAGAAAGGAGAGCUGAAAAAGGCUGUGACCAGUGACCACAGCGCCCCACGGAUCAGCUGA